Messenger RNA from Pyrus x bretschneideri (Chinese white pear), 1676 nucleotides. RefSeq names its product transcription factor bHLH162-like. The record is from RefSeq and is a predicted model, not a curated record. The coding region runs from base 441 to 1004 and encodes 187 amino acids. Gene Ontology annotation, cellular component: RNA polymerase II transcription regulator complex. The transcript has 3 exons. NCBI's taxonomy places the organism in Eukaryota, Viridiplantae, Streptophyta, Magnoliopsida, Rosales, Rosaceae. Gene Ontology annotation, molecular function: protein dimerization activity; DNA-binding transcription factor activity, RNA polymerase II-specific; RNA polymerase II transcription regulatory region sequence-specific DNA binding. Gene Ontology annotation, biological process: regulation of transcription by RNA polymerase II.
GCUAAAAUAACCCAAAUUCUAAGCUACGGUAUUAGAAAAGACAAUAAAAAACCUAAUUUGGAAGCAAAUUACAAUAAUCUAAGUUAUUUUGUUUGUGAAUGCAAAAUCCAAACUUGUUUCUAAUUUGAAAACCACCCUUGAACAGAUCAUAAGGUCAAGAUUCGGCAAUCCUACCGGCUUCCUAUGAAUAUAUGCUAGGGCGGGUCAACAUUCGAAGGUUCGCAGUAGGAUUCCCUUCACUCGUUUUUGCUUGCUGGGCACGAAGCUUCAACUAUACAUAAGCGUACAAGUUUCAGUCAAGCUCCUCCUUCUUCCCAAACCCUCUCCCUUAAGUUGCUCUCUAUUUCUUGCUUUUCAUGCUUGCUUGGAUUUCGGGUUUUGUGGGCCUUGUUUCUUUUUAGAGAGAGAGAGAGAGAGAGAGAGAGAGAGAGAGAGAGAGGAUGAAGUGUAGCAGUGAGUCUUCUUCCAAACCGGACAGGAAGACAGUGGAGAGAAACAGAAGAAUUCAAAUGAAAAGUCUCUGCUUCAAGCUUGCUUCACUUGUCCCUCCCCAACACUUCAAAACCACCAACUCCAAGGAUACCGUGUCACAGCAAAAUCAGCUUGAUACUGCGGCAUCCUAUAUAAAGCAACUAAGAGAGAGAAUAGAGAAUUUGAAGGAAAGGAAGGAGAAAGCAAUGAGAUCACAAUUAGGCAGUUCUAAUUCUGACAUUGGUUCUAUUGCUGCCGAAAAUGCCGUAAUGACGGGAUCAAGAUUACCAGUUCUUGAAAUAAAAGACUCGGGUUCCUGCAUAGAAGUUAUGUUGAUUAGUGGGUUGAAUAAGAACUUCAUGUUUUAUGAAGUCAUCCGUGUUCUUCAGGAACAAGGAGCUGAAGUUGUGAGUGCUAGCUUUUUCACUGUAGGCGAUAAAGUUUUCCACUCAGCACAUGCUCAGGUCAAAAUUUCUAGAGAUGGAGUAGACACUUCAACGGUAUGGCAGAGACUACAGGAUUUGUUGUACUGAGUAGCUAGCUAGCUAGCUAGCUUUACCUCUUGAAAGCUGAAGAUUUAUAAAUAAUGUUUUAGCAACUGCAUCAUGAAAGAGCUCUGGAAGGAGAGACUGUGAGAAUAAGUAGCUGUGAAAUAAAGCAGCUAAGUGCUUGAUAAACUUUUUUGUAAAAGUGCUUUUGGAAAAAAAAAAAAAAAAAAAAAGUAGUAUUAUAGUGUUUAGUAAAUUUUUAUGUAAAACAAUUGUGACAGUGUGAAAUGACCAAAAAAGAUAUAAUACUAGAUGUGUCAUUAAUUUAAUUUUCUUAAGUCUUCCCCCCUUAUUUUCUCCAUCUUCAUCGAGAAGUCUCUCCCACUGCCCCACUAUUGAACCAAACUUUCCAAAAACCAAAAACAUCUCUUUAGAAGUCUCCCCCACAACCGCAAUUUUCUCAAAUUUUAUUUUUUUUACUUCGUCUUCUUCUUUUUUAUUUUCUGCUCCGUUCCUCAAUCUCUAUCACCUGUCCUUUGAUUUGCAAUACAUACAUGGUCUAGCUGCUCGAGGAGUUCAUUAUAUGCAUCGAGCAGGGCCAACGCUCUAGGAUGCUGGUUUCUUUCUUCUUCCGGGUCUAAUCAUUUUUUCUUUUUGAAACUGUAUAGCGUGAAUGUGAUCAUAUGAAGUAAUUUCCUCUAUUUAAUUUUGGGUAUU